Molecule: messenger RNA, 2388 nt
Organism: Myotis lucifugus (little brown bat)
Lineage: Eukaryota; Metazoa; Chordata; Mammalia; Chiroptera; Vespertilionidae
Gene: CPNE5
Product: copine 5
Biological process (GO): cellular response to calcium ion
Cellular component (GO): plasma membrane
Molecular function (GO): calcium-dependent phospholipid binding
Source: RefSeq, a predicted model, not a curated record
CCCCCACCUGGAAGCCCCAGGGGUCCAGUCUGUCAGUUUGGAAGCCUCUUUCUUACCUGGUAACUGUUUUUUCCUGCAGGUGGUAAACCCCAAAAAGAAAAUGAAGAAAAAGAAAUAUGUGAAUUCUGGCACCGUCACGCUGCUGUCCUUUGCCGUGGAGUCAGAGUGCACAUUUCUCGACUACAUCAAAGGAGGGACCCAGAUCAACUUCACAGUGGCCAUCGACUUCACGGCCUCCAAUGGGAACCCCUCGCAGUCCACGUCCCUGCACUACAUGAGCCCCUACCAGCUGAACGCCUACGCGCUGGCGCUGACCGCCGUCGGGGAGAUCAUCCAGCACUACGACAGCGACAAGAUGUUCCCCGCCCUCGGCUUCGGGGCCAAGCUGCCCCCCGACGGCAGGGUGUCCCAUGAGUUCCCGCUGAACGGCAACCAGGACAACCCCUCGUGCUGCGGCAUCGACGGCAUCCUGGAGGCCUACCACCAGAGCCUGCGCACCGUGCAGCUCUACGGCCCCACCAACUUCGCCCCCGUCGUCACCCACGUGGCCAGGAAUGCGGCCGAGGUGCAGGACGGCUCCCAGUACUCCGUGCUGCUCAUCAUCACGGACGGGGUCAUCUCGGACAUGGCGCAGACCAAGGAGGCGAUCGUCAACGCUGCCAAACUGCCCAUGUCCAUCAUCAUCAUCGGCGUGGGCCAGGCGGAGUUCGAUGCCAUGGUGGAACUGGACGGCGACGAGGUGCCGAUCUCUUCCCGGGGGAAGCUGGCUGAGCGGGACAUUGUCCAGUUCGUGCCCUUCAGGGACUACGUGGACCGCACGGGCAACCACGUGCUGAGCAUGGCGCGCCUGGCCCGGGACGUGCUGGCCGAGAUCCCCGACCAGCUGGUGUCCUACAUGAAGGCCAAGGGCAUCCGCCCGCGCCCCGCACCUGAGGCCCCCGCCAGCUCACCCUCCCAGUCGCCAGCCCGCACGCCCCCCGCCUCCCCCUCCCCAUCCCCCUCCCCCGUGCACACGCACAUCUGAGCCUGGCCCGUGGCGGGUGGCUGGGGCCUGGGGAGGCCGGGGGAAGGGUGCCUGGGUCCCUGGAGCCCCACAGUCCGCCUGGCCCAGCCUUUGGGACCCGUGUGGCGGAGGACGGGCCUCUGGAGACGCCCUCCCAGGUUCCUGGCCUCGCUUAUGGCCCAAACCCAGGGAGUCAGGCUGAUGGGGCCCUGCUCUUCUCCUCCUCCCCUGACACUCGGCUCUAGUCCAGCCAGGAAGGUGGUAGCAGUCAGGCUGAUGGGGCCCCUCAGCACCCUGGACCGUCCCGUCUGCUACUCUCGCCACUGAAGCCGGGGCUGGGCCUCCCUCCUCCAGGCCCCCGCACCCUCCCCUCCUCCUGCGCUGUCCACUCCGCUACCUGGCCCUGACCCCCACCCCAGCACCUACCCUGUCCCUCUUCCCAGUGAGCCCCUGGAGGCUGACGGGUUGGCAGGAGGCCUGGACAUGGGGCCCUCCCAGGGACACUUGCUUGCACUGGGGACCCCGCAGCACCACGAAGGGGCGGCUGUGAUGUGGACCGUAGGCCGCCCGAUGGGCCAGCCACGGAGGCUUUUCAGGCACAAGGUCUUUUCCAGGGCCCCCAGCCCAGCACGACACUGGUUCUAGACACAGAGCCACAGGCCUCUCUCUGGCCUGUGGGCACCACAGUUGACUCCGAGCUCCAGGCACCCCUACCUCCCCCCAGAGGCCGCCCAGGGUCCUUGGUGCCCACUCCUCCGCUGCCCACCUAGAGGCCUGGGCCAGGAGCAGCCCAGCCCUGCACUCCCACACGGCCCCUGCCCCCCACAGACAGGAGCCAGGGUCCUGGGCUCAGGCCCUGCUGCAGCCCCUGCCUGCUGUGGGAGCCUCGGUAUCCACAUCUAUAAAGCAAGAGGGUUGACCAGAUGGUCUCAGGGUGACCUUCCGCUCUGAGGCCCUGAGAGUCCAUUCCUCCCAUGCCCAGCCUCCCCAUCCCGCCCCCACCAGUGCACCUCCUACUCCAGGCCGUCUUGGCUCUAGGGUCACCCUGUUCCAUCCUUGGGCUCUGCCACCUGGGCCCGAGCCCCUGCCCCGGCCGUGGGAAAGGUGAGGAAGGUGAUCUCACCCCUGGGCACACCCACUGCCCAGCCUCUCCCGCCUGGGAGCAGGUCAUGCAUGCCGGUCCCUCCUGCCGCAUGGGGCUCCGCAGCCCGCUGAACGUCCUGUGCCUGGGCGCGACCAGGCCCCACCCUGUCUGUGCCCGGCACCGCUCCCUUCCUGUCAUGCAUGAUGGUGGAGUUUCUACACUGUCUGGUCCUGUGCCUGUGUCUGAGAGUCUCUGUGUGGAAUUUGCCUUAAACUGAAGUAAAUUUGGUUCUUUUACUAAA